AUGCCCCGCCUCACCGUUGGCCUCUUCCCCCCUAAAUUAUUUAGGCCAUUGCUUAGUCGAAACGUGAGCUCACCGAGCUCAACCGUGCAACGAGGAUCAUCAGUGCCCCACCACCACCACCACGCUCGCUGUGUUUCUCGUCACCGCCACUACUCUUCUUCCUCUUCCUCGUCCUCGCCGUCCGAUAAGAACACAUCCUCCUCUUCGUCUCCAUCGCCGCUCAAAUUCGCUCCGUUUGUAGCCAUUGUGGCAAUUGGCACGGGCUCGUAUAUUCUGCUGGUGAAAUCUCGCUCUUCUGGCAAGCCAGCCCCGCAAGGAAAAUUUAUAAAAAGAAUGUCUACCCCCCGCUUCUCCUCCGACGACGUCACCGUCGUCUUCUUCCUCGGCGGGCCCGGCGCCGGCAAGGGCACGCAAUCCGCCAACCUCGUGCGCGACUAUGGCUUCAACCACCUGUCCGCGGGCGACCUGUUGCGCGCCGAACAAACCCGCGAGGGCAGUCAAUACGGCGAGAUGAUUCGGGAGUACAUCCGUGAGGGCAAGAUCGUGCCCAUGGAAGUCACCGUCACGCUGCUAUCCAACGCCAUGGCCGAGAUCCUCGAGCAAGGAACUUCCAAAUCAACAAAUCCGCCGCGGUUCCUGAUUGAUGGGUUCCCGCGACAGCUCGAUCAGGCGCAUUUCUUUGAAGCGUCGGUGUGUGUCUCAAAACUGGUGCUGUUCCUCGAGUGCCCCGAGGAAGUCCUGCAGGCGCGACUGCUGAAACGCGGCGAGACGAGUGGGCGCGAGGACGACAAUGCGGCCUCGAUCAAAAAACGGUUCACAACUUUCUUGCAGACGAGUAUGCCUGUCGUCGAUGAGUUUGAGAAGCAGGGCAAGGUGAUCAGCGUGUCGGCCACGGGCUCGAUUGACGAGGUCUAUGAGCUCAUCAAGGAAAAACUGCAGGAGAAGGGUAUCUCGCCUGUAUAA
This is a messenger RNA of Talaromyces rugulosus, 963 nucleotides long. RefSeq lists its product as uncharacterized. Gene Ontology annotation, biological process: UDP biosynthetic process; CDP biosynthetic process; 'de novo' pyrimidine nucleobase biosynthetic process. The record is from RefSeq and is a predicted model, not a curated record. Bases 1 to 963 code for a protein of 320 amino acids. Gene Ontology annotation, molecular function: ATP binding; UMP kinase activity. The transcript has 2 exons. Lineage: Eukaryota; Fungi; Ascomycota; Eurotiomycetes; Eurotiales; Trichocomaceae. Gene Ontology annotation, cellular component: nucleus; cytoplasm.